This is a messenger RNA of Fusarium sp. VM40, 1392 nucleotides long. The record is from the annotation of a GenBank genome assembly. Lineage: Eukaryota; Fungi; Ascomycota; Sordariomycetes; Hypocreales; Nectriaceae.
AUGGCGGAACUCACCGAACCACCACAGCUUGAGCAGCCCACGGAUAGUAAGGAAACGGCUGUUGUAGAGGAAGAGAAGAUCAUAGAUCCAGACCAAACAGAAGAAAAAUGUUCAGAUGCAGAAACAAAGCAAGACGACCAAGAUGCAGAUAAAUCACCAGAACAAGCUGAACCGACAGAUGAAACCACUGGCCAUGUUGCAGCAAACGAGCCAGAUGUCCCGAUCGACUUUGUCACGAUGGGCAUGUUUAUAAUCGAUGACAUCGACUUUAUUCCCCCAACACCGCCUGUCAAGGAUAUUCUUGGUGGUGCUGGCACAUACUCAGCCCUUGGAGCUCGCCUGUUCUCUCCCCCACCUAAAUCCGCUUCUGUUGGCUGGAUUGUCGAUCAGGGCUCUGACUUUCCGCCCUCUCUCUCGACGCUCAUCGAUAGCUGGUCCACCUCGGCACUGUUCCGCCAUGACGAACUUCGACUGACUACCCGAGGUUGGAACGGAUAUGAAGGCACUGAUGAGAAGCGUGCAUUCAAAUAUCUGACUCCCAAGAAGCGCCUGACUGCUGAGGAUCUCACUCCGGCACUACUUCAGUCACGCUCAUUCCAUCUAAUAUGCUCCCCAAAUCGAUGUAGAGACCUCGUCUCCGAGAUCACCUCGCUUCGCAAGAAAGUUGUGCCUCCAGAGACGUACACAAAACCCAUCUUUAUUUGGGAACCCGUUCCCGACUUGUGUACCCCUGAUGAGCUGCUCAAUUGCACCAACUGUUUGCCCCUUGUCGACAUAUGCAGUCCUAACCAUGCCGAACUUGCGGGUUUCAUGGGCGACAGUGGUCUUGAUCCAGAAACGGGUGAGAUUUCCACCGUGGCUAUUGAGCGAGCCUGCGAGCAGCUACUGGCAAGCAUGCCUUUACAAUCCUUCACACUCGUGAUCCGUGCUGGCGAAAAGGGAUGCUACAUUGCGAAAAACGGAGGGCGAAAACGGGCUCGUGACCCCAAGACUACGAAGCGACGAAAGAAGGACUACGUGAGAGGAGGCCUGCAGCCGGAUACCGACAUGGAAGCUCUAUUUGCUGGUCUACUCCAGGAUGCUGACGGCUUUGUCGCCCGCGAAGAGAUCGAGGUUGAUCCCGGUAUCGAAAAAUGGGUUCCUGCCUACCACACAGACUCAUCCAAUGUCAUUGACCCUACGGGUGGUGGUAACACCUUCUUGGGUGGCCUUGGCGUUGCUUUGGCACGGGGAGAAGGCAUUGAGGACGCUGUGGCUUGGGGUGCCGUUGCUGCGAGCUUCGCAAUCGAACAGGUUGGAGUUCCAACAAUUGGUAGAGAUGCAGAAGGCCGCGAGGCUUGGAACGGGCAUAAUGUCGAGGCUCGCCUACAAGAAUUUCGCGAACGUCUAUGA